Molecule: messenger RNA, 2300 nt
Organism: Coregonus sp. 'balchen'
Lineage: Eukaryota; Metazoa; Chordata; Actinopteri; Salmoniformes; Salmonidae
Source: the annotation of a GenBank genome assembly
UGUUCAAAUCUUUCCGGAGAUAAAAUAGGCGGUGUGGAUGGAGAGGAUUUCAUCACAAGUGACCAGGGACCUUGAGCGUCACGCAGUGAAUAGUAACCAUGCCGAGGUCAUUUUUGGUGAAGAGUAAACGGGCACAUAGCUACCACCAACCUCGAUACCUGGAUGAUGAGUACAUAAGACUGGAUACUAAUUUAUCCUUUAUAUGCGCAGGUGCGUCCAUUUAUGAUGCUGCAGUGCUUUCAAUAAAUGUCAUGCGUAAUUGUCAUCCAUUAGCCUUUACGCACACAAGGAAGAAUUAGCCAACGUUUGUUUUAAAAACCUGUAGUGAUACGAUUUUAAUUUCUCUAAAUUCGCGUGGAAUGUUUUAUGUUUGACUUUAGAUUUCACAAAUACAAUAUACAUCUGUGAUGAAUAUUAUGAGCUUGAAUGAUGUGCUAAUCUUUGCUUUCUCUGUGACUAUAGAGCGCAAACCGCAGGUUGAGUUUGAGGGGAGCUGUGACGCGCAGGAUGCUCAUAACCAUGGCAAGCUCUACCCCGAGUCCCAUCUAGUACGCACGGCUUGCCUCUCCUCCACCUCCCUGCUGAGCUGCGUGGGCAGCGUGUGCGACCGCUUCUCGGACUAUGACGACUACUGGCGCCCUCCAUCUCCAUCUGCAUCAGCGGGUCUGUGUUUAUAGUUUGUUGUGAUGUCUAUCUUUGCUCUGUCCUUGGUUACCAUUACGCAUAUGCACAAUGCAUCUCCAAACAUGGUUAUUUGAGACUGUCCCUCAGCAUUUCAUAUCUAUCACUUUUUAUCCUGUCCCAUGGAGGUUUACCUGCAUAUUAAAAGGGUGUAUUAUUGAGUCAUUAUUGGCUAUUUUUGUAAACAGUAUUUGGAAACGUGACAACUCAUAUAGUCCAAAUGUUUUCCAGAUUCGGAACAAGGUUUCACUCCGUCAGUAGUCAACGCUCACCCAUUCGCCAUUCCAUUCCCCCCUUAUGCAUGGACUACCUACUCUGGCUCCGAGCUCAGGCACAUUGUGCAGCGAACAUCCCAACACAAUCUCUCCACAGCUCUGGAGCCUGACACACAGAUGGGCAUCGAUGGAUCCAAGGAUGGUGCCACCAACUCCCCCAUUUACGCACAGCGGGGCCCGCACACUGGAUUUUACCGGGACAUUGGGUCUACAGUGUUCCCUACCUAUAGAAUGCGGUACGCCGAUAAAUUAUACUCGGACCUCAAGGUCUCUGAAAUCAAGUCCGAAUCCGAUCUCAUCUGUUCCGGUAUAGAACCAAGCGGAUCGUACAAAUGCACGAGGUGUUUCAAGGUAAGCCUAUCCACGCUCAUCUACCACAACGCAUACUAGGGUCAAUUGUUCGAUUUGAAUUAGAUGGUUUCCACUAAUAAACACAUUCGGCGUCAAUCUGGUAGGCUAUUAAUUAUGAUCGCUUUCAUUUUCUCCAAAAGGUCUUCUCGACACCACACGGUUUGGAAGUUCACGUCCGUCGGUCGCACAGCGGAGCACGACCCUUCGCCUGUGGAAUGUGUUGGAAAACGUUUGGGCACGCAGUGAGCCUGGAACAACAUAAAGCCAUUCACUUACAGGUAAUUAAGGCUCAAAUGCCUCCGUAUUUGCUAAAAAACUGUGUAACGCAUGCGUAAACCAUAAACAAAAAAAGGAACGAAAUCAUAAGAUGUACAUGGCAACAAGUCACACUCUCACAUAACUGCAUUUCUCACAUCUUACCUGAUUCACAGGAGAGGAGCUUCAACUGCAAAAUCUGUGGCAAAAGCUUCAAGCGAUCGUCCACACUGUCCACGCACCUGCUCAUCCACUCCGACACGCGCCCCUACCCCUGUCAGUACUGCGGGAAGAGAUUCCAUCAGAAGUCGGACAUGAAGAAACACACCUUCAUCCAUACGGGUGAGAGAUUACGCUCACACCACAAAAUAUACGUUCAUGAUUUAAAAAUAUUAUAUACACGAUUUUGCAUUAGCCUAUUAUUCAAAAGUGUCAACCAAACAAAAACGUAACAUAUUACGUUUCUAAGUCAGACAAUUACGAGAAGAAUAACAGCACUUCAAUAUGGAGAACUCAAAUGGACACUUUCAUAAUGCAACUUGUUUGUUUACAUUAUCAGGUGAGAAACCGCACAAGUGCCAGUUAUGCGGGAAAGCCUUCAGUCAGAGCUCCAACCUCAUCACGCACAGCCGCAAGCACUCCGGCUAUAAACCGUUCAGGUGCGACCUCUGCUUCAAGGGAUUCCAACGGAAAGUGGAUCUGAGGCGGCACAAGGAAACGCAACAUGGAUUUAAAUGA